AGAGGGAGGGAAGUAUGAACACCAUGGAGUCCGCACACCUCUUCUCCUGGCUGCUCUGCACCGGCCUCCUAUCCUCAGGGCUGGCCCGAAAUGUGCUGCUUCUAGUCGGUGAUGAUGCUGGCUUUGAGAUGGAUGUAUAUAACAACACAGCUAUUCAAACUCCUCACAUGAAAGAGCUGUCCAAGAGGAGCCUCAUCUUCAAGAAUGCUUUCACCUCUGUAAGCAGCUGCUCUCCUAGUAGAAGUGCUAUUCUGACAGGUCUGCCUCAGCACCAGAAUGGUAUUUACGGCCUUCAUCAAGAUGUUCACCACUUUAAUUCCUUUGACGAUGUGAGGAGUUUACCUCUGCUUCUUAACCAGGCUGGCAUCCGGACAGGAAUAAUUGGGAAGAAGCAUGUGGGGCCCGAGUCUGUCUACCCAUUUGAUUUCGCCUACACAGAAGAAAACAGCUCAGUGCUGCAAGUAGGAAGGAACAUAACACGGAUCAAAGUGUUGGUCAGAAAAUUUCUACAAAGCAAAGAUCAAAGGCCAUUCUUUCUCUAUGUCGCUUUCCAUGAUCCCCAUCGUUGUGGACACUCCCAGCCUCAGUAUGGAUCAUUCUGUGAGAAAUUUGGAAAUGGGGAACCUGGAAUGGGACGAAUUCCAGAUUGGAAACCACAGUAUUAUACGGCUGAACAAGUUCAGGUCCCUUAUUUCAUUCAAGACACACCCAGUGCCAGGGCAGACAUUGCUGCGCAGUAUACAACAAUUGGCCGGAUGGACCAAGGAAUAGGUCUGAUCCUCUCUGAACUGCGUAGUUCCGGACAUGAAAAUGACACUCUUGUAAUAUUCAGCUCUGACAAUGGAAUCCCAUUUCCUAAUGGACGUACUAACUUGUAUUGGUCAGGAAGAGCAGAGCCCUUACUGAUCUCUUCUCCUCAACAUCCAGAGCGCUGGGGACAAUUCAGUGAAUCCUUUGCAAGCCUACUUGAUAUCACACCAACCAUUUUAGAUUGGUUUUCGAUUCAGUAUCCCAACUACAAGAUCUUUGGUAAAUCUGUACAGCUGAGUGGCAAAUCCCUUCUUCCUGCUCUGCAGUCAGAUCAGCCCUGGACAACUGUAUUUGGCAGCCAGUCUCUCCAUGAGAUUACCAUGUACUAUCCAAUGAGAUCAGUCCAGCACAUGCAGUAUCUUCUUGUACAUAACCUGAACUUUAAGAUGCCAUUCCCUAUUGAUCAAGAUUUUUAUGUAUCGCCUACUUAUCAAGACUUGCUAAACCGAACUGUGUCUGGACUGCCCACAAACUGGUUUAAAACACUCCACAGCUAUUAUUAUAGAGACCGCUGGGAGUUGUAUGACCGCUCAAAAGAUCCUGAAGAGCUAAACAACUUGGCUGGUGAUCCAAACUACCAUGACAUAUUGUACAUUAUGCAGGAAAUGCUGAAGAAAUGGCAGUGGGAGACUUCUGACCCCUGGGUCUGUGCACCUGAUGGAGUCUUAGAGGAAAAGCUAAAUCCAGAGUGCCGUCCACUUCACAAUGAACUUUAACAUGCCACCAUCUGUUCAGUGAGACCUUAAAAUUGCAUUUACUGUAAAUAAUAAUAGAAAAUGGUCUUCAUCUUGUCAUGUCUGGAAACCCAUAAAACACUCAGAAGUAA
Molecule: messenger RNA, 1636 nt
Organism: Rana temporaria (common frog)
Lineage: Eukaryota; Metazoa; Chordata; Amphibia; Anura; Ranidae
Gene: SGSH
Product: N-sulfoglucosamine sulfohydrolase
Exons: 8
Coding region: 15-1526 (503 amino acids)
Biological process (GO): glycosaminoglycan catabolic process; heparan sulfate proteoglycan catabolic process
Molecular function (GO): N-sulfoglucosamine sulfohydrolase activity
Source: RefSeq, a predicted model, not a curated record